Elaeis guineensis (African oil palm) is the source of this 1680-nucleotide messenger RNA. RefSeq names its product protein ARV 2. Lineage: Eukaryota; Viridiplantae; Streptophyta; Magnoliopsida; Arecales; Arecaceae. Gene Ontology annotation, biological process: regulation of plasma membrane sterol distribution; intracellular sterol transport; sphingolipid metabolic process. The record is from RefSeq and is a predicted model, not a curated record. Gene Ontology annotation, cellular component: Golgi apparatus; cortical endoplasmic reticulum.
AGAAUUUUUUAGGAAAAAAAAAAAUACCAACGCCUUUCCUCUUCCUCUUCCUCUUCCUCCCCUCUCUCACAUCAACCCUUUCGUCCCCAUUCUCUGCCUAAGCGGCAUCACAUUCACUGCCGAUCUUAUCGCCGUCGAGGCUGCCGUCGCCCGUCAAAAUAAAUAAAUAAGUAACGGUGUUUCGGUAUUUGAGGAGUCGGCGUCGAUAAAAGAAAAAAAAAAAUUGCCCCCAAACACCGAGUUCGCCUCGAAGUACAAUUUUUUUCGAGGGACCAACUGGGUGCUGGCGGUGUUUCCCUGAUGCGCCUCAAAACCACCAAAAAUGAAGAAAAGAAGGCGGUGGAGGAGGAACGGCGGUGCGUCAACUGCGGCCGGGGGAUCAAGACGCUCUUCGUCCAGUACUCUCCCGGCAACAUUCGUUUGAUGAAAUGCGAUAACUGCAAGGCCGUAGCCGAUCCCUAUAUCGAAUGCGAGUUCAUGAUUAUCCUGAUCGAUCUGAUUCUACACAAGACUAAGGCGUAUCGGCAUUUGCUGUACAAUAUGCUGAACUUAGAUGCUGAUGACACGAAGGGAGUAUUCUUGAAGUCCAGUUUUGUUUAUUUUCUUUUAGAUGCAUGCAGGAUUUCUCUCAUAAGUAAUAGUAGGGAUGAUUGGGAUUCAUCUGGGAGCCCUUUGGUGUCAAUUUGGACAUGUGGAAAGGUGUUGAUGGAUGUUUUAUUGGGAAAUUUUGUAUUUAUAUCUGUUAUAGUUCUUGGGACAAAGUUUCUUCUCGAUUUAUCACUUGAUAUUACUAGGUGCAAAGAGAUUAUGCUGGCCAUUCUUAUUUCAAGCUACUUCAAGUUGUUUCUCAUAGCAAUGAUGGUUUGGGAGUUCCCUUCUUCGGUUCUUUUCAUUAUUGACGUAUUUGUUCUAUCAUCAAAUGCAGUGGCUUUGAGAGUUGUAACACAGUUGCAGACUGCUGGGUGCCUUGCAGUAUGCUUCGGUGCACAUGCAGCCAAAUUGUUUACUGACCGUUGGGUACUGCAUCUAUUAUCUGGUGUCACCAUGAGAAAAAUGCUGCUCACUUAGUGGAGGCGCAUCAUGUUCAUUUUCACGUCACCAUCUUUUGUUGUAUAUCCUAAAUGGUCAUCAAGCUGCAUAAUGCAAAAUAUCAUCAACAUCAAAUAUUAUGGCACUUCACUAUGAACUUCAAUAUGAUACAGGUAUUUAGAAAUGUAGUUCUAUUCCACCACUUUCUUAGCCUUUGAUAAAUGUCAUUAAGUCCAUAUCACUAUGUCCCACAUAGCAAAAUGGCUGAAAUGAGAAUUCAGUCGAUCUCUGUUGAAUACAAUAAAUAGAUAUAUAGAUACAUAGAUGCCUAAGUCUUCUCACUCCUCUUGGCUUAUACUGGUGAAUUUCCCUUGCCCGGCUACUCUACUACCUUCUUGUGCCAUUUCUGUAUGUGCUGUUCUGCAAUUGGACUGGUGGAUAGAGAUCAAAGCACAUCAUUCAGGCCUGCCUCUUAUUGUUUCGUUAGAUACUUUGUUAGUAUACUUCAACAAUGUUCAGGCCAGCCAACCAAUGUUGCCUGCUGCUUUUGUGUUCGUUGCUUGCAAUGUAGGAAGAUCUUGAUAGUGUUAAAUGGGACAAUUAGGUUGUAAUUUCCUUUAGGAUUAUUAUUUAAACGUUAAGUUUCCACCA